Messenger RNA from Alexandromys fortis (reed vole), 2266 nucleotides. RefSeq names its product apolipoprotein L3-like. Gene Ontology annotation, biological process: lipoprotein metabolic process; lipid transport. The record is from RefSeq and is a predicted model, not a curated record. NCBI's taxonomy places the organism in Eukaryota, Metazoa, Chordata, Mammalia, Rodentia, Cricetidae. Bases 447 to 1409 code for a protein of 320 amino acids. The transcript is spliced from 6 exons. Gene Ontology annotation, cellular component: membrane; extracellular region. Gene Ontology annotation, molecular function: lipid binding.
ACUUACGUUCAUCCCUGUGCUUUCCCGUCAUGGGAGGUUUGUCUGUCCUGGCCAUUAGAUGAUUUCAGAAGCCACCAGGUCACAGGCUCAUUUGGAAGAUCCCAGCAGCUAAAAGGAGACCAGCAGGAGGAACUGUAAAUCUGAGAGUUCAAUUGUAUUCCUUGACUGGGGCAGGACUUUCUAUAGGAGAUAUUCUUCUGACAGAAUCUGUAAGUCUUACUGUGUGUCAUCAUCAGAGAAGGUCCUUGCCAAGAGGGGCUUUCUCUUUCGCUUUCUGGAGGCUGUGUUUGUUAAUCACUUGGAUGCACAGCUGGUCACCGUGUCCACACAGCUAAGAACUGUGCAGUCCCAUCUGAACUCAGCCUGUUGAGAUUCCAGCCUAGCCACCUGAAGAGCCUUAAGGAAAACCUGUCAGAAAGCCUUGUGCACAGACCCAGAACAUCCUCAUGGCGUUACCAGUGUUGUUAAGCAUCGCGGACAACAUAACUACCAUCAUCACUGACGAAGUGGGCAGAGAUGAUCUGAAGCUCUUGAUAACUGAUGAUGGAGUCUGGAAGGCGUUUGUGGCAAAAGCAGCGUUGUCAAGCACAGAGGAAGCUGCCCUGCGUGAUGCACUGAAGAAGCAUUUAGCCCAGGAGCCCGCAGAUAAAAAUGAUGAAACAGAAAAGAGGCAGCGGAAAAAAAUUUUUCUGAAAGAAUUUCCUGAGUUGAAAAGGAAACUCGAAGAACACAUCAGGAAGCUCCGAGCUCUGGCUGACCAUCUUGACCAGGUGCACAAGGGCUGCACCAUCUCCAAUGUGGUGUCUGGGUCCACCGGGAUCGCCGCCACAAUCACUGGAUUACUUCUGGCACCGUUCACAGGAGGGGCCUCUCUGAUUAUUGCAGCAGCAGGUCUAGGAGCAGCAUCAGCGGCAACUGGUGUCACCACUACCAUUGUGGAAGAAUCCAUCAGAGGGGCAGAUGAAAGUGAAGCCAGGCGCCUGAUUGGAGCCAGCAUGGACAUAAUGGAAAGAAUUGGGAAGAUCACGCCUUUGAUCAUAUUCAAUGUUAGUAGUUCAGGUGUGGAGUUAUUCGGUGCCUGGAAAACCCUCAGGGAUCAUAUUCAAGCCAUCAGGACAGGCAGAAUCAGGAACGUCACAACGUUUAGAGAAGGUAUUAGGCAGUUGAGGAAUCUCAUCUCACACGAUAUUCCCCUAGGAACCAGACUAGCCAGGAUUGGAAAAGGAGUCGGUAAUGUUUCGCUGUUUGGAUUUGAUGUGUAUAACCUUGUGACUGACUCCAUAGAUUUACACAAUGGGGCAAAGACAGAGUCGGCAGGAGCGCUACGGGAGCUGGCUAACAAUCUAGAAGAGAAGUUGUGUGAAUUUGAGCAGCACCACAAGGAUCUACAGUCAGUCCAGCCUCAGUGACCCCUCCACCAAGCAGUUAAGAGUUCAGGGGAAAUGACAUGUACAGGGGUGGGGACAAGGGGGGGGGGAACAUAUCGUUACAAGGGAAAUAACACAUGAUCAAGUCUAUGGAACUGAGGGUUGAGUGGUUUCUAUUUCUUGCUGAGCAGAGCAAAGUCAACAUAGAUAGCCAGUGCUUUAAGAAGGCGGGAACUGGAGACUAAAAUAAGGGGCCAGGAUGCCUAGAGAAUGGGACUAGGACUGCAAUACGGAGGGUCUGAUAUGGAGAGCAGAACAGGAACAAGCCAUGAGAACCUAGGAAACCUGGAUGGCUGAAGAUGGGAGAAAGCCAGAGUGGGCGCUGAAGCCAGAGCAGGGGACCACAUCCCGUUCCCUGAGGGCAAGGUCCCUAUGACCGCUAGGUGAUUCUUCCCAGCAUCAGCAGGAUCAACUCACCCUUGUGUCUUCUAGGAAGUAAUGUCUGGAUAGUGAUAGUUAUGGUGAUGAUGAUGGGGAUGAAGAUGAUGUUGAGGAUGGUGGCGGUGACAACAGAAAAGAUGGGGUUCUUGAGAAGUAGUCAACCCUCCAAGGGGGACAGGGUCACCAGAGAGACCAAUGACAUCAAAGUGAAUGUCUAUGCUGUGAUGUGUCAUUAUUGGGUCUUUGGAGAUAGAGAGUCAAGGCAGAUGUACAUCAGAUGUCAAAGUAUUGUUUGGGGUCAACAUGUUUGUGACAAGAGACUCAGUCUGUGACCCUCAGCUCUCUCUGAUACUGUGGGGAGGGUGAUGACCAAGAUAGUGUCUAGAUAACCUGGAUUUUGUCCUCUUGUCUUCUAUAAUUUGUGUUCAAUAAAUAUUAACUGUGGUCUAGAAAAUGGA